AUGAACUCGCGCUACAAAACCCUCCCCAAAUCCUUCAAAACUCCAAACCUCCUCUCCAAAUCCAGCCAAACCCUCACCAAAUCCUUCGCCUCCUCCUCCUCAACCCCGCCGUCAAGCUCGCUCCGCCACCCCAACGAGCUCACCGACCUCCUGCACGCCACCCGUUCGCCCAAAUGCCUCCGCAGGCUGCACGCGCUGCUGGCCGUCGCGGGCGCGGUCUCCCGGGACACCUCCGCCGUCACGGCGCUCGUCGACGCCUACCUCUCCUUCGCCAUCCCGGGCUCCGCGGCGUCGCUGUUCGCCGGAGCCCACCGCGCCCGCCCCACCGUGUACGCGCUGAACCUCGCCGUCCGCAGCUUCUCGGCGCACGGCUUCCACCGCGAGCUCCUCGACCUCUACCGGGGCGCGCGCGCCCUCUGCGGCUCCGACAACUUCACGCUCCCGCCGGUCGUCAAGGCGUGCACGGCCGUCGGCUGCCUUCGGCUGGGGAGGGAGGUGCACGGCAGAGUCCUGCGUGCCGGCCACGGCGGCAACGUCGGCGUGCAGACCGCCCUCCUCGACAUGUACGCCAAGGCCGGGCGGAUUGGCGCGUCCAGGACGGUGUUCGACAGCAUGGCUCACAGAGACUCGGUUUCCUGGAACGCCAUGAUCUCGGGGUACUCUCUCAACGGCUGCUUCCCAGAAGCUGUCGAGGCUACGCAACAGAUGCAGCGGGACGGUAUCCGGGCGAACGCGAGCACCUUGGUUGCUCUCGUCGGCGUGUGCAGUGCCGUCGGAGAUUCAGAAGCCGGUGAUUCGCUGCACGCGCUUGCGAUGAAAUGCGGGGCGCUCGCCGAUGAAUCCCUCGGACCUUCCUUCAUCUCGAUGUACGCCGCGUUCGAAAACCUUUCCUCGUCUAGGUUGCUCUUUGACCUGCAGCCCGGAAAGGAUCUGGCAUCUUACAACUCCAUGAUCUCAGCGUACAUGCAGCAUGGCAAGUGGGAGGAAUCGUUCGAGGUCUUCAGGUUGAUGCGCCGCGCAGGGCUUGGGCCUAAUUUGGUUACACUGGUAUCUGUGCUUCCAACUUGCAGUGAUUUUUUGGGGGUCAACCUCGGUGACUCUGUGCAUGGCAUGGUUAUCAAGUUCGGCCUCGCAGAGCAGCUUUCUGUUGUCAGUGCUCUUGUUUCAAUGUACUCUAAACUUGGGGAACUAGAUUCAGCUGUGCGACUUUUCUGCACUUGUACCGAAAAGAACGGUCUCCUGUGGAACUCCAUGAUUUCUGGGUACCUUGUGAACGGCAAAUGGGGCAUGGCUCUUGAUACAUUCCGCAGGAUGCAAACUGAAGGUGUUGCACCCGAUGCGACAACUGUCGUUAAGGUGAUCUCCGGAUGCAGGCACAUGAAAGAUUUACGUAUGGCCAAGUCUGUCCAUGCAUAUGCUGUUAGAAACAGAUUUGAACUGAACCAGGGCGUGAUGAAUGCACUCCUUGCUAUGUACGCUGACUGUGGAGAGCUCUCAGAUUCAUGCAAGUUAUUUCAGAAAAUGGAAGCACGCAUGUUAAUAUCUUGGAACACGAUAAUAUCUGGUUAUGCUGAAAUUGGAGAGACCGAGGCUUCUGUAAGACUGUUCCGCCAGAUGCGCCAAUCAGGCCUGCAAUUCGAUGUAGUAACCCUGAUUGGCCUUAUCAGCGGUAUUUCUAUGGCUGAGGACGCCGCAAUUGGAGAAUCACUUCAUUCGUUGGCAGUUAAAAGCGGAUGCAAUGCGGACAUUUCUCUUGCAAAUACCCUUAUUACCAUGUACAGCAACUGUGGUUCUGUUGAGGCAUGUCAGCAACUCUUUGACAGCUUGUCUUCUAGGAACACAGUCUCCUACAAUGUCCUGAUGACUGGAUACCGUAAAAACAACCUAUCUGAAGAGAUAGUGCCUUUGUUUCACCAAAUGCUCAAGAAUGAACAGGAGCCAAAUCAUAUUACAUUACUGAAUUUAUUGCCUGCUUGUCAGAGCCAGUCCCAAGGAAAGUCUGUUCACUGCUAUGCAAUUCGGAAUUUUUUGGGGUUAGAAACAUCUAUCAUCACGUCAGCCAUUUGUAUGUAUAGUAGGUUCAGCAAUGUAGAUUACAGUUGCAAACUUUUUAAUUCGAUUGGUGAAAAGAACAUCAUAGUAUGGAAUUGCAUCUUAUCGGCCUUUGUUCAGUGCAGGCUGGCUGAUAAUGCAUUUGAUUUCUUCAGGCAGAUGUGCUUCCUUAAUGUAAAACCUGAUGCAGUAACUAUGCUGGCACUCCUAUCAGCAUGUUCGCAGAUUGGAAAUGCAGAUUUGGCAGGAUGUGUUACAGCUCUCAUACUACAGAGCGGAUUUGGUGGAACCCUUACGGUCGUCAAUGCUCUCAUUGACACGCAUUCAAGGUGCGGAAGCAUAUCAUUUGCAAGAGAGCUCUUUGAUAGCUCAGUGGCAAAAGACUCCGUCACCUGGAGCUCAAUGAUCAACUCAUACACUUUACAUGGGGAUGGCAAGUCUGCCCUUGAACUUUUAUCGAUGAUGAUAGGCUCAGGAGUAGAGCCAGAUGACAUAACUUUUGUUAGUAUCUUGUCAGCUUGCAGUCAUAGUGGCCUUGUAGAUCAAGCAAGAGCAUUGUUCAAAUCACUACAGAUAGACUACUGCAUCACACCAAGGAUGGAACAUUAUGCAUGCAUGGUGGAUCUACUGGGUCGGACUGGCCACCUGGAUGAAGCCUAUGAUAUUGUUAGGUCAAUGCUGUUUAGGCCAUCAGAAAGUUUGCUCGAGUCAUUGCUUGGAGCCUGUAGAUUCCAUGGAAAUUCUAAAAUUGGUGAGGCUGUGGGGAAACUGCUCAUUGAUUCUUGCCACAGUAAAUCACGAUCUUAUGUCAUGCUUUCUAACAUCUAUGCUUCAGCUGGUAAAUGGAAUGACUAUGAGUGGCUACGGUUAAAUAUGGAAGCAAAAGGACUGAGAAAAGAUGUUGGAAUCAGCUCCAUUGAGUAA
Lolium perenne is the source of this 2976-nucleotide messenger RNA. RefSeq names its product putative pentatricopeptide repeat-containing protein At3g01580. Lineage: Eukaryota; Viridiplantae; Streptophyta; Magnoliopsida; Poales; Poaceae. Gene Ontology annotation, molecular function: protein binding; RNA binding. Gene Ontology annotation, cellular component: intracellular membrane-bounded organelle. Gene Ontology annotation, biological process: RNA modification. The record is from RefSeq and is a predicted model, not a curated record.